Vespula pensylvanica (western yellowjacket) is the source of this 2227-nucleotide messenger RNA. RefSeq lists its product as uncharacterized. The transcript has 2 exons. The record is from RefSeq and is a predicted model, not a curated record. Lineage: Eukaryota; Metazoa; Arthropoda; Insecta; Hymenoptera; Vespidae. The coding region runs from base 660 to 1064 and encodes 134 amino acids.
AUAAUAUGGCGACACGCAAGAAGAAAAUGGAGAAAGAGAAGGUUCCGCUUCCGGAGUUACGUGUUCGUGAUCCCAUGUCGGUUGUUGUUGAAAAAUUUGGUGAUAGGCGUGCACGCGUUAGUGGUGAUAUAAGGUCUAACAGAUAAUACAAAUUUUACUUUAAGAGUCUUUAGAAAAAAAAUCAUGCGACUCGACGUAUCCUUCUUUAACAUUUAUAUAUCAUUUCUAGCAAAGAAACUCUAAUGGAAUUAUUGAUGUCAUCGUUAAUGUUAGUACCUAAGGAUCAAUCGAUAAUUUCGGAAUCCUUUCGAGAUAUGUUAAGUGAGUUCGAACGUCGAAAAUAUAUAAGGAUCGAUAUCCUACAAGUUUAUCUUAGGUUGAUUUAUUUUUUUUUUACGUUAGUUCCUCGAAAAGCAACAAGACCUCUUCCGUCAGAAAAAAAAAGUCGGAGAGAAAGUAAAAAAGUAUAUGUUAUAAAAGAGAACCGUAGAUCGUACGACUACAAAUAGCUAGAAGAAAUGACAUAAAACUUGGCGCAUGUAAUGCCCGUGUAAUCUUUUCAGACGAAAAUUCGCAAGAGUAUAAAAGACCGAAGUGAUGUAAUAUCGGAUGAAGAUAGGAGAUGGGAUCUUUACGACGAAGCAAGUACCGACGAAGAAAUGAAGAGAACGGAAGAAGAAGAAGAAGAAGAAGAAGAAGAAGAAGAAGAAGAAAAAGACCUACCAAGUUGCCCUAGCUCGCUAACGGAAGACUUAAACCUAUCCUAUGAUGGAAAAUGGUUGAGAAAAUAUAUGAAGAUACCUUUGAGAAUGGCAUUCAAAGAAAUCGUAGCAAAAAAGCCUUACGAUCCGGUGGGCUACCUAGGCUUUUGGUUACUUAAUUACAAAAAAAAUCUAGAAGACAAUAGACGAUUUUUAGAAUUAGAAGAAGAAUUAUAUCGUUUAAGAUGCUUGAUGAUACAACCGAGCAAAAAGAUCGAAGAGAUUCCUGAGAUCGCAAUGGACGAGGAAGAGGAAAACAUUGACGUGGAUUGGAAUUUUCAACGUUACAAUAAUAAUUACUAGUAGAUAUAAUUAACUUUAUUGAAAUCCAUCAAUUUUCUACAACAUCUUUGGUUCAAUCAAUAUAACGAUAGAAUACAUACUGUACAAUGAUGCAUUAAAUAAAGAAGAGGAAUAAGAAGUAAGAAAAAAAGAAAACAAAAAUCAAAGUUUCCAAACAAUUUCCACUCUGCAGUAUUAGCGAACGUUCGGUCUUCCGUCGGACCACAUCCUCGAGACUACUCCUAGCACGUACGAGGCGUACACGAAGCUCGUUGGAACUUACUAUCGUGCCGAGAGAUGGUGUGGCGCUUGCAGAAGCUAAAGCUCGUUUAUUUCCGGCGCAAAUCGAGCAUCUUCGGCAUCGCUUCGCGCUCCUCAUGCGGGGAUGCGCUCAGUUCGAAUCGCGCAGCCGCUCGUUCUAUCUCGGUGGGCGCUUCAUCGAAAAGCGUAGAAAAAAAGGGAAGAAAAGCGACGGACUAGAGAGGGCGGCAGGGAGUAAAGUGAAGAAGGAUAGAGAGAGAGAGAGAGAGACGAAUAGAUAGAUAGAUAGAUAGAUAGAUAGAUAGAUAGAUAGACAGAGAGGAAAGAAGAAGGAAUUAUCGAAAGGUUCGAGUCGCGAUCGCGUCGCAAGAGGAUGAAGGUUCCUCGAAGGCGCGCGAUCGCGGCACGGUGGAUGAUAGAAAAGUAUAGAAAGUGCUGCUUGGUCGGACGCGUGUCGAAGCAGCAAAAGGAGGAAGAGAAAGAGGUGGUAGCAGUAGUAGUGGUGGUGGUGGUGGAUGUGGUAGGUGCCCCCUCUCGUUAUUGACGCGAGGGUUGGCCGAAAGCGGCGGCCAUGUCGGUCGAACGGUUCGCGUCUUGAUCGCCGGAUGGCGCUGCUUCCGUCGUCGCUUCCGUUGUCGCGGUCCACCCUGCUUGCGCUGGAAUGCCCUCGAGGAGGAGGAGGAGACCGUCGAGCUUUUCUACGGGGCCCCUUUACGCGUCGCGAUCAGGUGACUACAUCCUAGUCAGACUCCAUAUCCGGCUGCCUCGUCGUUUCCGUGUUCUCACAGUUUCGCGUCACAGUUAUCGCGUUUAUGAGCGAUCGUAUGUGCUAGUGUCGAAGGGUAAAAGAAAAUAGGAACUCACGUACGGUAUUGAAGAGAGACCGAAACGAGAAAGAAAUUGGGAGAGGAUAGUGUGAAAAA